AUGCUAUUCCACGUCUUAUUAAAGGCUUUAUUAUUUGAGCUCUAUUUCGGGCAAGUCUAUGCUACUGUCAAUGCGACCGCAUCGAGCAACAUAAGAGCUAUAUACUUAUUCAAAGAUGUACUCAAGUCAAACACCACCGCUUUAAAAACCUCUGGCUUCAAUUCCCUUAUCAUCUUCGGUGUCGGAAUCCUCGAAAAUGGCGACAUCAUGUACUACUCGAACACCCCAGGAAGCCAAGACACGCUCAUCGCUUCUGGCGGUGCCUACGUCGGCGGCACAGCGCUAUCUGACAAGGUCCGCUCGUUCAAGGCAGGCGAUACCGGCAUCAAUCGGCUUGAGAUCUCCAUGAACGCCCAGCAUGUCCGGGAACUAACGCGCAGCCCGGGAACCGGCUCCGAGACGACGCUCUAUCGCAACUUCGAAGCGCUGAAGACAGCUUGGGCCCUCGAUGCCGUUAACAACGACGACGAGUCUAUAUACGAUGUCACUAGCACUGCGGCCUUUGCCAAAAUGCUUGGCAAAAUAGGGUAUAAAUAUACUAUUGCGCCCUAUACAAACACUGGUUUCUGGAGAAACGUGAAGACGCAGAUUAACAACGGGCUCCAAGAACCGAAUUUGCUACUUGAUAGGGCGUAUCUACAAUGCUAUGACGGUGGAGCAGGCAAUGAUCCUGGGAACUGGCAGAGUACUCUGGGCCUGAAGGUCGUGCCGCUCGUGUGGGUAACGAACGACUCCAAGCCGUCGCAGGGCAUAACAGCUACACAGGCACGGUCCAGGUUUACCAGCUGGAAUUCGCGAAGUUCUGUAGCCGGAGGGGGAUAUUGGAACGACUAUGAUAUUGAAAAGAUGGGGUUGUCAUACACGGAAUACGGAGACGUUUUGACCAGUAUUUUCCCAUAA
Molecule: messenger RNA, 900 nt
Organism: Daldinia caldariorum
Lineage: Eukaryota; Fungi; Ascomycota; Sordariomycetes; Xylariales; Hypoxylaceae
Exons: 2
Coding region: 1-900 (299 amino acids)
Source: RefSeq, a predicted model, not a curated record